This is a messenger RNA of Python bivittatus (Burmese python), 3226 nucleotides long. It is a transcript of the gene FBXO28, whose product is annotated as F-box protein 28. Lineage: Eukaryota; Metazoa; Chordata; Lepidosauria; Squamata; Pythonidae. Gene Ontology annotation, molecular function: protein binding. The record is from RefSeq and is a predicted model, not a curated record. Gene Ontology annotation, biological process: protein polyubiquitination.
AAUAGGCCCCAAGAUGGCGGCAAUUGUAGCGGCUGAGCGGCUCCUGUCGGAAGGGGAAGGAGGCGCCAUGGAUUCGGCGCGGCUCUCCCCCCCUCCUCUGCCCCAGCCCCGGGGGGAAGCGCCGUCCCUGGAGCAGCUCCCGCAGAGCAACACGCUGGUGGGGCUGCCCAUUGUGGCCAUCGAGAGCAUCCUCAGCUUCCUCUCCUACGACGAGACCAGCCAGCUCCGUUUGGUUUGUAAGAGAAUGGAUUUAGUCUGCCAGAGAAUGCUAAACCAGGGAUUUCUGAAAGUGGAAAGAUACCAUAACUUGUGUCAGAAACAGGUUAAAGCACAACUUCCAAGACGGGAAUCAGAAAGGAGGAAUCAUUCACUAGCUCGCCAUGCAGAUAUUCUUGCUGCAGUAGAAACAAGGCUAUCACUGCUAAAUAUGACGUUUAUGAAAUAUGUAGAUUCCAACCUCUGCUGCUUCAUACCUGGAAAGGUAAUAGAUGAAAUUUAUCGUGUGUUAAGGUAUGUAAACUCUACUAAAGCUCCUCAAAGAGCCCAUGAAGUCCUUCAAGAGCUAAGGGACAUUUCAUCUAUGGCAAUGGAAUAUUUUGAUGAGAAGAUUGUUCCAAUUCUAAAAAGAAAAUUGCCUGGUUCAGAUGUAUCAGGACGUCUCAUGGCAGCAGCUCCAGUUCCAGGUCCUUCUGCAGCUUUAACUACAAUGCAGCUCUUCUCCAAACAAAACCCAUCGAGACAGGAAGUCACCAAACUUCAACAACAAAUUAAAACUAAUGGUGCAGGUGUGACUGUAUUGCGACGUGAAAUUUCAGAGCUUCGCACCAAAGUGCAAGAGCAGCAGAAACAGCUCCAAGACCAAGAUCAGAAACUGCUUGAGCAAACCCAAAUCAUAGGUGAGCAGAAUGCCCGACUGGCAGAGCUUGAACGCAAAUUGCGAGAAGUCAUGGAAAGUGCAGUAGGAAAUUCCUCUGGGUCAGCACCAACUGAGGAGGCCCCUAGGAAACGGAAGAAGGCUGCUGAAUCAAUAGGUUCACCUAGAAAGUCAAAACGCCUUCGAAAUAAUAAAUAACUUUGGGAUAAAUGGCACUUCCAGGAGAACACACUGCUUUAAUAGCUGAAGCGGGUUGUCUGGUCUGGAUGCUGCAGUUUACAGCAUGUAUCAUCUAGGCUGCUGGUUCUUCAGAACAUCAUAGACUUGAACGAACUUUCUCUCAUUGCUGAGACAUUACUUCACAACCCACCCCAACAACCCCAUUUCAGUUUGAGUGGGUCUGUUGCACAGGACAAUUAUAAUUUGUCACAAAUUUGUACCCACCAGACCCAGUCUAUCAUGUCCUAAAAAGUUUGCUUUCAUUUUCUACGCAGAAAAUGACUAUUAAAGUGAAACUUAAGUUUAUGCAUCAGUUUCCAUACAUUAGUAUUUUCAGAAUAAAUUCAGGCUUAAUCAAUGAUAAAAUUAGAAACGGUUAAACAACAGACGUCCUGUUGUCUUGAAAAUACCCACUUUUAAAAAAUUUUGUGUGGGGGUGGGGGAGGUUGACUUUUUGUUGCAAGUGACCUUGUUUAGAACAUCUGAAAAGUAGUUUAUAUGUGUGAGAGUCUACAUAACAAGUAAGCUUACAGUAUUGGCUAUAUAUAUUUUUGUAAAUGUAACAAGCGAGGGAUAUCAGUCUAGUUUCCACAAAUGCAUACCCUACUUCUAAGCAUUAGGAGCCAUAUUUUUAUCUUGCAUGGAGAGAUGCAUGCAUUGCUUAGUCAGCUUGGUAAAAGCAUUUGCCUGGAAUCACUGUUGAAUAGUUGGCCUCUCCCAUCUUUUGAUAGAACAUUUGUUGGUUCCUCAUCCAUGACUCUGCAUAUGCUUUGAACACAGCUUUGCUUAUCUUCUGGAGCUAUUCUGCCUGAAUACUACAAGGGAAUAUAUAAGCCAAGCUAUUUUGCUGCUUUUGCUUGCUUGUUGACUUAAUCCAGAUUGCACAGUUUGGCUCCUUUUGCUUGUGGGUUUCUGGUUAUACACUACUGGUCCUGAUUCAGAGAUCGAAAGACCAUUAAACUGGACAGAAGUUAUUUGUUGAUAAGAGUACACAGGCUUGCGGAGUCACCAUCCAAGUUUUAUGUGUGUUGAGAAAAAGAUCUUACUGUUAUGUGGAAAGAACUCUCUGUAAUCCUGUGUUCUAGCUCUCAUUAUCCUAAGAAAUACAUUGAGUUCAGAUAUAAAAAUGUUAAUUUCUUUUGCACUCCUCCUGUUUUGAAAUUGAACUGGAAAAGCAUGUGUUGCACUGUACAGUCUCUGGAUUUGUCACUUUAACAGCUUCCAAGUUGUAAUGUACAGUGUUUUCCCCCAGUUGUAUUUCUUUUAAACCUACAACAAAUAUUGCUCUCCAUGCUUUAAUUUGUUAUUGCUAAAUAAUGUAAUUCUAUUGCUUGACUGUUACAUUUUUCCCUUAACCUGCUAUUACUAAUUCAGCUUUUUGGUAAUGUUGAAAUUUGAAAUGGGAAUGGAAAAAUGGAUCUGAGUGGUUAUUCAAAAAGCUCCUCUUAAGAGAUAAUCUUCUUAAAGUACCUUGGUUUAAAACAGAUGAUUAUUCAUUUUCAUUUGUUAGUCAAAGACGAAAAAAAGCUUUGCCAAGGAUUUUUCUUGCCUUUUUCUUUUAAAAAGCCUGUUAAUUCUUAAUUUGGAAUAUGUAUUCCCUAAAACAAAGUAUUGCAAAUUGAUAUCAAGAGUUUGGAGUGUUUAAUUUUUUUAAAAAAAUUAUAUUGUUUUGCUACCUUAAGGCAUUUUUACAAUGUGUAUUUGUUUAAUUUUAAAUGGGAGCAGGCUAUGUAUCUUACCAGUGGGCUUACACUGAAUUAUUUCAGAUAAUAUAAUACUUUUGAAACAUUCACUCGAGCAUUUCUUAAUUGAUAUAUCUCAGUUGUAUCAAAUCAGCACCAGUAUAUUUAAUUCUUAGUUUAUAAAGAAUAAUAUGGAUACAAUAUUUUUUUAAGUGAAUAUGUUCCUUUAUAUGUCAACUCUUGGUGCAUUUUGAUAUUUAUUUUUUUCAUGAUCUAAUCACAUUUAACAAGAUGUAGUGAUGGCCUUCAAUCUGGAUAUCUUAAGAGAAUCAAAUUCAUUGAGGGGGAGGCCAUCAGUAAUAACACAUUAUCUCCUGGAUUAUAGACAGUAUGCCUCUCAAUAACAGUUGCUGGGGAACACCAGUGAUAAGGUGCUGUUGGGUUUGCUUUC